CACACACGACCUCCACUUACUGAAGGGGUGGGGAUUGAUAAAAAACAUCGACAACAAUCAAAACUGACCGAGCGGCCGACGACCCCAAGACCAACGAACGGUUAAGCCUAACUAACUAACAUACUUACAGCAGCGAUGGCCAAAGAAAAGUCCGGUCUUGCCUACGGGCAGAACAAAGGCUACAAGGGGGUCACUCUCCGCGAUCCUAAGGCAAAGGUUUCUCGUCGUAAGGGGGCCCUCAGCAAGAAGACCGCAUUCGUGCGUGAGAUUGUGAAGGAGGUCGCUGGUCUUGCGCCGUAUGAGAAGCGUGUCAUCGAAUUGCUCCGUAAUAGCAAGGACAAGCGUGCCCGCAAGCUCGCAAAGAAGAGGCUCGGAACUUUCGGCCGCGCAAAGAAAAAGGUUGACGAGCUCCAGAGGGUUAUCGCCGAGUCGAGGAGAGCAGCUCAUUAAAGGGUAUUGUGUGGUUGGGGGUAUAAAAAAAAAGUGAAUAAUAUACUUUCUACCUUUUCGAUACUCCAUUUUCGUUUCUUUUUCCUUCUCUCUGUCGGAUUUCGGGGUUUUCUACUUAUUUCUUCCUUUCUACUUCCCCUUGGGUGGGGAAGGAGAUCCGUCCCCAGUGUAUUGCCGUAGAUGGAAAUAACAUGGACGGGAUUGAACCA
Molecule: messenger RNA, 659 nt
Organism: Tuber melanosporum (Perigord truffle)
Lineage: Eukaryota; Fungi; Ascomycota; Pezizomycetes; Pezizales; Tuberaceae
Product: 60S ribosomal protein L36
Exons: 4
Coding region: 136-450 (104 amino acids)
Biological process (GO): cytoplasmic translation
Cellular component (GO): ribosome; cytosolic large ribosomal subunit
Molecular function (GO): structural constituent of ribosome
Source: RefSeq, a predicted model, not a curated record